AUGAAUCUGAAAAUUUUAAGCGUGGUUUUGCCAGUAAUGUUCGUGCAUUCCCAAGGAUAUUUAAGUGAACGGAAGAUCGACUACUAUGUGCGAUUAAUAACAAAAGCGAAUGAAAACGCAAUGACAUAUCAAUUACCCAAAAAUGCGUACGAAUACUAUACUAAAGCAAGACAGCAAAAGUUCGGAACUUUCGAUUUUGUGGUAAUUGGUGCCGGAGCUGGAGGAACGGUUGUCGCAAAUCGCUUGAGUGAAAUCGCUAAUUGGAAUGUCCUUUUGCUUGAAGCUGGAGGAUACGGAAAUGACUUUUCCGACAUCCCCAACAUGUAUUUCCCGAUACAAUUUAGUCAUUUUAAUUGGGGGUACAACAGCACUCCCCAAACAACAGCAUGCUUAGGUUUGGUGAACCACGUGUGCCUUUACCCCCGCGGCAAGGGCGUGGGGGGCACCACCCUAAUCAACGGCUUGGUUUACGCCCGCGGUCACAAAACCGACUUCGACAAAUGGGGCGAAAUGGUCGGAAACAAACGCUGGUCAUAUAACAAAGUCCUCAAAUACUUUAAAAAAUCGGAAGACUUUGUUUAUCGAGAUUACCAAAUACCUUACGAACCAGAAUACCACGGAACUGGGGGCUAUUUACGCGUCGAAAACUUCCUCUACAGAAGCCCCCAACUCGACGCAUUCCUCGCAGCAAACCAAGAGUUGAAUUUGGGCGUCGUUGAUUACAACGCAAACAAAUUGGGGGCUUCGGCCUCCCAACUCAACACCCACAACGGGGAGCGAUUCGACGGGGGGAAAGCCUUCAUCCACCCUGUUCUAAAACGUCCAAAUUUGAAAGUCCUCACUGGGAGUUAUGUCACAAAAAUUGUGAUUGAUAAAACGACGAAGGUUGCAAUUGGUGUUGAGUUUACACAUAAUGGGGGCUAUUAUUUCGUCGAAGCGAAAAAAGAAGUGAUUUUGAGUGCGGGAGUUUUUGGGUCGGCACAAAUUCUCAUGUUGUCGGGAGUUGGCCCCAGGAAACACCUCGAAGAAGUUGGGAUUGAAGUUAUUGAGGAUUUGGAAGUUGGGACUACUCUACGUGACAAUCCCACAUUUUUUGGGUUAAAUUUUGGGAGUAAUUACACCGAACCGGUUAAACCUUUGGAGGACUAUGUUGUGGAGUAUUUGGACGGGGUUGGGCCUUUAACCAUUUCUGGGAACAACCAAGGAGUGGGUUUUUAUGAAUCGAGUUACACCAAAGGUACUGGAAUUCCUGAAAUCGAGCUCAUGUUUAUUCCUGCUAAUGCUACUAGUUUGCUAUCACAGAGAAGUUUCGGUUUAACCGAUGAAACGUAUGAAGAUGUCUGGAAAUAUGCAAACAUCCCCCAAACUUUCAUUUUUUACGUCGUUGAUUUACACUCAAAAUCUGUUGGUAGUGUGAGACUAAAAAGCAAAAACCCUUUUGAGUACCCUUUAAUCGACUCAAGAUUCCUCUCAGAUCCUGAAAAUCGGGACAUUAACACGUUAUAUGAAGGAAUCCAACUAGCCUUAAAACUAGCACAAACGAGGCCUUUCCAGGCUAUUAACGCAACCUUGCAAGGAGGGCCCUUAAGGGCUUGCAAAAAACACCCUUACUUGUCUAAACCCUACUGGUACUGUGCUCUUCGACAACUUACCAUAAACCUGUACCAUCCUUUGGGGACUUGUCCCAUGGGUAAAAGCCCGGAAAAAGGGGCUGUUGUUGACGCAAAUUUGCGUGUUUUUGGGAUUAAAAAUUUACGAGUGGCUGAUGCAAGUGUUUUUCCGUUUGCGCUAGCAGGACAUCCGAAUGCACCCACGGUUAUGGUUGGGGAACAACUAGGGGAUUUAGUUAAAUGUGAACAUAAAAAUGAUAUAAUAGCCUAUAGUUAUUAUUAAUUGUUUAAAUAAUAUCAGUGUCUUAUAAUUUUUAAUUAAAGCGUGGAUGUAGA
This is a messenger RNA of Tribolium madens (black flour beetle), 1946 nucleotides long. Its product is annotated as glucose dehydrogenase [FAD, quinone]-like. NCBI's taxonomy places the organism in Eukaryota, Metazoa, Arthropoda, Insecta, Coleoptera, Tenebrionidae. Gene Ontology annotation, molecular function: oxidoreductase activity, acting on CH-OH group of donors; flavin adenine dinucleotide binding. The record is from RefSeq and is a predicted model, not a curated record. The coding region runs from base 1 to 1893 and encodes 630 amino acids. The transcript is spliced from 3 exons.